Meloidogyne enterolobii is the source of this 820-nucleotide messenger RNA. The record is from the annotation of a GenBank genome assembly. Lineage: Eukaryota; Metazoa; Nematoda; Chromadorea; Rhabditida; Meloidogynidae.
UCAAAAAAUUCAAAUGUUGAGGAAAUCCUCAUCGUUAAUUUAUAUUAUUUGUUCCCUUUUACUAUUUCAACUAUGUGAGCCUAGAAGUAUUCCUCCAAACGAUUAUAGUGGCGGCAACAAUGAUUAUGCUCAAGUUAAUGGUCAAAGAAAAGGACCUAUGCCUUUUGGAAAUGAUUAUAACCCGAAUGAAGGGAGGGUUGGACAGCAAAAUUUAUCACAAAAUCAACAGCAACAAAAAAUGAAAGGAGAAUCGGAAGGUUCAGGAUCUGAUGAAGAGUCAUUUGAAGGUGAUCAAAAUUUUUCUCAAGGUCAGAGGAUGCCUGAGGGACAAAAAGUUGGAAACUUUAAAAAUGAAAUUGGGGAGAAAAAUUCUGAAAACAAUGAAAAAUAUGGUAGAAAUCAGGGAAAUGACUUUGAACAGCCUGGUUCUUUUGGAAGGCAAGGAAUGAAUGAAACAUUCAAUAGACCGCCAGGACCAAUGAGAAAUGGUUUUGGAGGUAAUCCUCAAAAUAAUGGACUAAAUGAGGAUAAUGGUUAUCCUAGAGGAUUUGAGGGGAAUGGAAAUAAAACAAAUUUUGAUAGGCAAGGAAAUGGACAAUUUGAAGGAAAUCCGGGUCAAGAAAUGAACCCUUUUGGAAGAGGACAAAAUCCUCCUUACGGGGUGCCUAGGAAGCAAAAUAUGCAAGGGAACUCUCAAUUUCAAGAAUUCCCAGGAAAUAAAAAUGUGAAUUUUGAUGGAAACCCUGAAAGUAAAAAUGGGGAAAAUGAGGUUGUAAUGCCUAACGGGUUUGUUUUUAUUUUAAUAUUUUUUAAUUCAUAA